This is a messenger RNA of Nerophis lumbriciformis (worm pipefish), 3264 nucleotides long. The record is from RefSeq and is a predicted model, not a curated record. NCBI's taxonomy places the organism in Eukaryota, Metazoa, Chordata, Actinopteri, Syngnathiformes, Syngnathidae.
AGAAAGAAGCCAGAAGGACGCUAAUAAGUCAGUCUUAUUAUUUGUUCUUCAGUUUGAAAUAUUUACGUCGUAUGAAAUACAUCUUUGAUUCUUUAUUUUAACGAUAAAAUCGUCUCGAUGCGCUAGAAGCACUUUGCUGCUUCUCGUGCUCGUUUAUUGUUAGUUAGCUUAGCUCGCUAGUUAGCUUAGCUUGUUAGCUGCAAACAGAAGUUAUCAACACAUCGCUCAGUCGAGAUCAAGUGUGAGAGUAAAGUGUUGUGAUUGUGUGAAAAUGUCUACAUUAUACAUGUUGAGAGCGUUGGUGGAUCAGCGACUAACUGCUGCCGUUGAAGAAAUAUUUGUAGUGUUAGAAAGAACGAUAGCAGAAUACGAGGCGGAACUUUCUAGAACAAAGGAGGAGCACAAUCGACUACUGGACGCUGUUUUCAAGAAACAUCAAGUUGUGCUACACAGAACAGACGUCCAGCAGCCCCCUCACAUUAAAUAUAAUGAGGAGGAUCCACAGCCCCCCCACAUGAAAGAGGAAGAGAAGGAAGUGUGGAUCAGUCAGGAGGGAGAGUGUGUUGUAGGGCAGGAGGAGGAUGAUGUCAGCAAGUUUCCACUGACUGUUGUCUCUGUGAAGACUGAAGAGCAUGAAGACAAAGCACCUGAGUCCUCACAUCUUCAUCACAGUCCAAAUGUUCAACAGCCCCUUCACAUUAAAGAGGAAGAGGAUGAUCCACAGCCCACCCACAUGAAAGACGAAGAGGAGGAUCCACACAUGAAAGAGGAAGAGGAUGAAUUACAUCCCCUUCACAUGAAAGAGGAAGAGGAGGAUCCACACAUGAAAGAGGAAGAGGAGGGAGAGUGUGUUGUAGGGCAGGAGGAGGAUGAUGUCAGCAAGUUUCCACUGACUGUUGUCUCUGUGAAGACUGAAGAGCAUGAAGACAAAGCACCUGAGUCCUCACAGCUUCAUCACAGUCCAAACGUCCAGCGGGUGUCAGCGGGGAGUCAUGAAGAGGAGUGGCACACCAGUGUGGGACAGAAGGAGCUACAGGCCCCCUCCCACAUUAAAGAGGAGCAGCUUCAUGAUGAAGAUGAAGCUCAGUCCUUACAGCUUCAUCACAGUCAAAGUGAGGAGAACAGAGGGGCGGAGCUUGUAAGUCAACACAUCACAGAAGCUGAUGGAGAGCAUUGUGAAGAUAUCAAGUCAGAACCAGACAGCAUCUUUGCUCCACUGUCAGACAUGGACCACAUGAUGUCACACUCUUCUGAUCACAGUGACCACAUCCAAAAACCUUUGGAGAGUAAAAAUGACUCUAAAGGUGAUACGAGACAUCACACUAACAACAAACACUUUGACUGCUCUGAAUGUGGGAAAUCAUUUAGAUGGAAGAGUGAUUUUACAAGACAUAUGAGAACACACACUGGAGAGAAACCUUUUGCUUGCUCAACUUGUGCUAAAAGAUUCAACAAAAAGAAUGACAUGAUAUUACACAUGAGAACACACACAGGUGAGAACCCUUUUACUUGCUCUGUUUGUAAGAAGAGUUUCUCCAGAAAGGAACACAUGACCACACACAUGAGAACACACACAGGUGAGAAACCUUUUACUUGCUCUGUUUGUAAGAAGAGUUUCUCCAGAAAGGAACACAUGACCAGACACAUAAGAACACACACUGGAGAGAAACCUUUUGCUUGCUCAGCUUGUGCUAAAAGAUUCAACAAAAAGAAUGACAUGAUAUUACACAUGAGAACACACACAGGUGAGAACCCUUUUACUUGCUCUGUUUGUAAGAAGAGUUUCUCCAGAAGGGAACACAUGACCACACACAUGAGAACACACACUGGAGAGAAACCUUUUACUUGCUCUGUUUGUAAGAAGAGUUUCACCAGAAAGGGUGACAUGAUAUUGCACAUGAGAACACACACUGGAGAGAAACAUUUUACUUGCUCUGUUUGUAAGAAGAGUUUCUCCAGAAAGGGUGACAUGACCAUACACAUGAGAACACACACUGGAGAGAAACCUUUUGCUUGCUCAGCUUGUGCUAAAAGAUUCAACAAAAAGAAUGACAUGAUAUUACACAUGAGAACACACACAGGUGAGAAACCUUUUACUUGCUCCGUUUGUAAGAAGAGUUUCUACAGCAAGCAAAUCAUGACCACACACAUGAGAACACAUACUGUAGAGAAACCUUUUGCUUGCUCAGCUUGUGCUAAAAGAUUCAACAAAAAGAUUGACAUGAUAUUACACAUGAGAACACACACUGGAGAGAAACCUUUUACUUGUUCUGUUUGUAAGAAGAGUUUCUCCAGAAAGCAAAUCAUGACCAGACACAUGAGAACACACACUGGAGAGAAACAUUUUGCUUGCUCAGCUUGUGCUAAAAGAUUCAACACUAAGAAUGAAAUGAUAUUGCACAUGAGAACACACACAGGUGAGAAACCCUUUACUUGCUCUGUUUGUAAGAAUCAUUUCUCUAGAAAGCAACACAUGACCAGACACAUGAGAACACACACUGGAGAGAAACCUUUUGCUUGCUCAGCUUGUUCUAAAAGAUUCUACACUAAGAAUGAAAUGAUAUUACACAUGAGAACACACACAGGUGAGAAACCCUUUACUUGCUCUGUUUGUAAGAAGAGUUUCUCCAGAAAGCACAUGAUGACCAUACACAUGAGAACACACACUGGAGAGAAACCUUUUGCUUGCUCAGCUUGUGCUAAAAUAUUCAACACUAAGAAUGGCAUGAUAUUACACAUGAGAACACACACUGUAGAGAAACCUUUUGCUUGCUCAGUGUUAGGAUAAUUAUGAAUAUAUUAUCACACUAACUUUAGUAUACUUAAAGUCUGUUGCUUUAGUUAUUAGUUAUUGUGCUUAAGUUAGACUUUUCUAUUCGUGCAAGGACAAAAACUUCUUGUCUGAGGGGUGGCCUCUUUGUUUUAGCCCGCUAACAGCCAAGGACUUCAAGGACCUCAACAAAGAUAAGACGACAACACGCAGACGAAGCGGAGACUUUAAGGACCUCAAUGAAGAUAAGACGACAACACGCAGACGAAGCAGAGACUUUAAGGACCUCAAUGAAGAUAAGAUGACAACACGCAGACGAAGCGGAGACAAGGCGAAAUCACAAGGCCCCCACCACAUUCUGUCACGUAUUGUGCAUCCUGGACCUGCUUUGCAUAAUAUAUGUGACCACUCCUUUUAGACGCGGCCUCAGUGAUGUUGACUGUGGAACUCUUGAAUAAAUAGAGGGGCUCGGGAGCUGAACCUUAGAGCGUAGG